AUGGCUGAGUUAGGAGGUGCCCCAUCUUUGGAUGUCGAACAAGCCCUGAAGAGGGUAUGCAAGUCCGCCCUGGUCGUUGGUGGUGUUGCUCGUGGUCUUCAUGAAGCCGCCAAGGUUUUGGACAAGUAAGUCAUUUUUUUUGUUUGUAUUUUUAGAUAAUAAGGCGGAAGAGGUCUAAUUAUUUAAAUUAUUGAGUUUUUAUAAUUUGUCAGUGCUUUUGGUUGAUUUUUUGAAAAUAACACGUUUACGUCUAAAGCAAACUUUUUAAAAAUUCGUAAAGAAACAUGAAUUUUAACGCCUAAUUUUGAAUUUUUAUAUCUAAAAUUUUUUACCUAAAUUUCAGGCGUGAGGCUCUUUUCUGUUUGUACUCGGAGGAAUGUGACGAGGAGAACUACGAAAAGUUGGUCCGUGCUUUGUGCAAAACCCACGAAAUCCCAAUCUACAAGGUUGAGACCAAGGCCGAGCUCGGUGAACUCGUUGGACAAUGCAAGUACGACAAGGAAGGAAAAGCCAGAAAGGUUGUUGGUUGCUCAUGUGCCGUCGUCAAGGACUGGGGACGUGACGAGGAAGCCCGCAACGUGCUCUUGGACUACCUCAAGAAACAGAGCGCCUAA
This is a messenger RNA of Bursaphelenchus okinawaensis, 614 nucleotides long. NCBI's taxonomy places the organism in Eukaryota, Metazoa, Nematoda, Chromadorea, Rhabditida, Aphelenchoididae. The record is from the annotation of a GenBank genome assembly.